AUGAUGAAUGUUCCUAAAACCCGCCGGACUUUCUGUAAGAAGUGUGGCAAGCGCCAACCCCACAAAGUGACACAGUACAAGAACAGAGUGGCUAUGGUGCCUGCCCAGGGAAAGCGGUGUUAUGACAGGAAGCAGAGUGGCUAUGUUGGGCAGACUAAGCCGAUUUUCCGGAAAAAGGCUAAAACUACAAAGAAGAUUAUGCUAAGGCUUGAGUGUGUUGAGCCCAACUGCAGAUCUAAGCGAACACUGGCUAUUAAAAGAUGCAAGCAUUUUGAACUGGGAGGAGAUAAGAAGAGAAAGGGCCAAGUGAUCCAGUUCUAAGUGUCA
Gorilla gorilla gorilla (western lowland gorilla) is the source of this 327-nucleotide messenger RNA. RefSeq names its product large ribosomal subunit protein eL42-like. Gene Ontology annotation, cellular component: ribosome. Gene Ontology annotation, molecular function: structural constituent of ribosome. Gene Ontology annotation, biological process: translation. The transcript is spliced from 2 exons. The record is from RefSeq and is a predicted model, not a curated record. Lineage: Eukaryota; Metazoa; Chordata; Mammalia; Primates; Hominidae. Bases 1 to 321 code for a protein of 106 amino acids.